AUUGUGCUCCCAGCAGCCACCCGGCCAAGGUUACACCGUCAGCGGCUCUCAGCUGCGUCUGCUCCCCCCCCGGACCCGCCGCCCCCAACCACGGCCUCACCGCUGCUGCACGGCUGCCGGACUUCAUGGUGACAAAUGGAGACCUUAAACCAUAAAUUGAACACUUACAUCGAGUCAUGGAUGGGUCCAAGAGAUUCUCGAGUGCAGGGCCUCCUGCUGCUCGACAGCUACCUACCGACCUUUGCCCUCACAGUCGUGUACCUUCUGAUUGUGUGGUUGGGACCCAAGUACAUGAAGCACAGGCAGCCGUACUCCUGCAGACGCCUCCUGCUGCUCUACAAUCUGGGCGUCACACUGCUGUCCUUCUACAUGUUCUAUGAGCUGGUCUCUGCUGUGUGGCCGGGCGACUACAGCUUCUACUGCCAGAACAUCCACGGCGUUCCAGAGGUGGACAGAAAGGUCAUAAAUGCACUGUGGUGGUACUAUUUCUCCAAGUUCAUCGAGUUCAUGGACACCUUUUUCUUCAUUCUGCGAAAGAACAAUCACCAGAUCACCUUCCUUCACAUCUACCACCACGCCAGCAUGCUGAAUAUCUGGUGGUUCGUCAUGAACUUCAUCCCCGCCGGCCAUUCGUACUUCGGUGCCUCCUUGAACAGCUUCGUCCACGUGGUGAUGUACUCUUACUACGGCCUGUCGUCCAUUCCAGCCAUCCGGCCGUACCUCUGGUGGAAGAAGUACAUCACACAGUUACAGCUGGUCCAGUUCUUUCUCACCGUGUUUCACACCUCGUGUGCGGUCAUAUGGCCCUGUGGUUUCCCUCUCAGAUGGCUCCUUUUCCAAAUAAGUUACAUGUCCACGCUCAUCAUCCUGUUCGCCAACUUUUACUUUCAGACUUACAAGAAAGCCCGGGCUUCAUCAAAGAAGGAUCAACAGAACGGCCUCCCGCUGUCGACAAAUGGACACUCGAAUGGGACGCCGUCCUCCGACCGCAGCACGGCGAGGAAGCUGAGGGUGGAUUGACGCUUGAGAAUAACGGAUUCUCUCUGUAGCUUGUUAGCCGAUGCUGCUAGGAGGUUCAAGUAUGUUCUUAUCUAGGGUAGUCUACUUCAAUUUUUUUUUUUUUAAGCCAUAUAGCCACAUAUGUUCAAAGACUCUCCGUGAUUUUGCACAUCUUAGUUUUAUAGAAUUAAAUUAAUUAAAUUAACAUGAUUGCAGAAGUAUUGUAGUGUGGUCGACACUGUACAGCAUUGCCUUUCCCACCUUGUAGAGGUGAUUCACCCCAACGCAGCGAGAACACACACUCACACACACACACACACACACACACACAGACACACACACACACGCACAAUCAUGCAGAAAGUCCAAAGAUGAAGGCUUCAGUGGACAUGUUGGCGGCUCAGAGUUUUAUCAACGUCGACCUCAUGACAAUUAAAAAUGAGUCUUUAAUAUGUAACUAGCAUCCUAGGUUUUUAUCUCAUCCUUACCUGUGCAGUUGCAUAAUUGUUAUUGUUAUUGCAGAUAUAUUAGACCUCUAACCAAAGUAUAACCAAAGCGUAAAGCACAACGAAAUGGGAGGAUUCAUAUUUGAGGGCAGAGGAAGUUGUAUUAACUCAGUCGUGCUCAGAAGUAAAGUUACAAGCUGGUUUCCGUUCAUGUCGACUUCCUUAGCUUCUGGAGCUUCUUAGAAUAAACGUAGCUGAAUUCCGAGACGUUUGUAAUCCAGCUGCUUCUUGGUAACAAUUUAGGUAUCAGGUAAAUAUAGUCAUUUGAUAUAUAUAUAUACAUGAAUGACUUUGGAAAUAAUAAUUGUAAAAGGAAUCUGACCACAAAGUCCACUGCAGCUUCAACAGACCUUCAGACAGCAUGAUCCGUCUCAGCUUGGGGGAAUAAAAUAAAGGAAACGGAAAGAACUUGAGAUCUAUGACAGCCAGGGAUCACUUAACUUAAAAACUUCAAUACGUCACUGUUUUGUUUUGUUUUUUAGUUUGUUCAUAAAUAGGGUGCCUUCUUCUGAAAAAGUCGAUCUGGUUUCAAAUCGAAAUACUUUAUUAAUCCCAGAGGGAAACGUAGCAUUCUUCACUUCAUUCAUCAAUGUCCAGUAAUACAUGUCAGAUUUGAAAUCCUGUGCCUCAAUCUCUUCUCUUCGUACUUAUCAAUCAUCCUGAAUUAUCAUUUCUGGCUGAUAAAGCGUGCUAAAACACAACAUGAUGCUGGUCUGAGGUUUUAAAAAAAAGGGCUGGGAUUCAGUCUCCGUCUGAACAAAACCUUCAGGAACCUUGAAAACUGACUUUAGAUUUGUACAUGUUUUUGCAGAGACGAACAGUUUCGAACUAUUUCCUAUAUGCUAUGUCAAGCAACUCAUCUGACGUUUGACAGGAGGAGUUUGGAGUAAUUCAGCUAUUUAUUUUUCGUGUCGAUUGUGUUCAUGUUGUUGCAGUCAGACUCACGCUGCGGGCCGAUAACAGGAAACACCGUCGCAGACAAGCGGAUGCAGUUAGUUUUGCAAAGCCUGUAAAUCUGGCUCCAUCCCCCCGUCGAGCGGCGCUGCUCCACAGGGCUCAUUGAAUUUAAUGAGACGUGUCACACCAUUGUACAGAUGACCUACAUUUACUGUCAACGCAGCAGAAAUCGUUAGAAAAUUGAAAA
Messenger RNA from Salarias fasciatus (jewelled blenny), 2649 nucleotides. RefSeq names its product ELOVL fatty acid elongase 5 (gene elovl5). Gene Ontology annotation, molecular function: fatty acid elongase activity. Gene Ontology annotation, cellular component: endoplasmic reticulum; endoplasmic reticulum membrane. Lineage: Eukaryota; Metazoa; Chordata; Actinopteri; Blenniiformes; Blenniidae. The transcript is spliced from 8 exons. The record is from RefSeq and is a predicted model, not a curated record. Bases 136 to 1020 code for a protein of 294 amino acids. Gene Ontology annotation, biological process: fatty acid elongation, saturated fatty acid; fatty acid elongation, monounsaturated fatty acid; sphingolipid biosynthetic process.